AUGGGGCGAGGGGCCGCCCCUUGGCCGGUCCUGCCGCUGUCCCUGCUGCUGCUGCUGCUGCUGCUGCGGGAGGCGGCGGGCCGCUGCUUGCACGAGGAGGCGCAGGGCUCGGUGCGGCUGCUGCGGGGGACCCCGGCCCCGCGGGACCCCCGGCCCGCCCCCCGAGCCGCCCCCCGCCCCCGCCCGCUCCGCAUCCGGGCCUGGUACCCGGGCCGGCCGGCCGCGACCCCCGGGGCCCGGGCGGCGGUGGACGAGGCGCUGGAGCGGGUCCGGCCGGUCCUGGCAGUCCCGCCCCUGCAGAGCCCCUUGCUGCUGAGCCGCGAUCCGGACCGCUACUGCCUGGCCGUUUGGGGAGACGCCGCCGGACCCAACGGUGGAAGGUGCAGCCGCCUGGACCCAGACUACCGGGGGGAGAGCUGCCUGGGGGUCAAGAUUCCUGACUCCCACCUGCAGGGCUUGGCCUUGUGGCCCGAGUUUGGCCCCCCAGAGCUGCUCCUACCAGAUGGGCCUGGGAUCCCGGACGCUGACUUUCUCCUCUAUGUGCGGGUGGACCAGACCCCCAAAUGCCAUCAGUGGCCCUCUGUCAUCGCCUAUGCCGCCUGCUGCCAGCUGGACCCCACUGACCGACCCCUCGCUGGCACCAUUGUUUUCUGUGCCCGUCGCCUCACCGCUCCCGACUACAGUCACAGCGACACGGUCACGGUCACCGUGCACGAGCUGCUCCACACGCUGGGCUUCUCUGGGCAACUGUUUGGCAAGUGGCGAGACUGUGCCCCGGCCUUGGGCACCGAACAGGACUGUUCGCCCUGGCGGCGGGUGACCCAGCAGGACGAGCGGGGACAGCUGCACCUGAUCACGCCAGCCGUGAGGCUCAGCUUGGCCCGGCACCUGGGCAGCCCGGUUGUCUCCCUGGGAGCUCCCCUGGAGGAGGAGGGUCCAUCCUCCUCCCACUGGGAGGCCCGGCUGCUCCAGGGGUCGGUGAUGACGGCCGCCUUCGCUCGCUCCCGUCACACGCGGCUUGACCCGGUCACCCUUGCAGCCUUCGUGGACAUGGGCUGGUAUCAGGUCAACCUCAGCGUGGCGCAGGAGCUGGAGUGGGGCCAAGGCGCCGGCCUUGAUUUCGGCCUGGUGACCAGCUGCGGGACCGACUCCUCUGACUUCUUCUGUAAUGGCAGCGGCCUGGGCUGCCACUACCUGCACCUGGAUAAGGGCCGCUGCUCCUCGGACCCUCUGCUGAACGGGUGCCGCAUGUACAAGCCUCUAACCAAUGGGAGCGAGUGUUGGAAGGAGGGGAAUGCCCCCGAGACCGGGGCCGCAAACCCCCACGGGGAGAUCUAUCAUCCCGGCAGCCGCUGCUUUCUGGCCAACCUCACCUCUGAUCCGCUUCCUGCGACCCCCGGCCGGGCCCCCCCGACCCAAGAGGGCCUCUCUGGCCGCUGCUACUUACAUCGCUGCGGGAUGGGCGGGGUGUCCCAAGUGCAGGUGGAAGGGGCGCCUUGGCUCUCAUGCCCUCUGCGGGCAGUCAUUCAGGUGGGUUCAGACAAGCCGAGGGUGGGUGUGGGCAGCCACGGGCCCCCAGAUGGGUCCGGCCGGCCCCUGCCACCCACCCCCCAACCUCCACGAUCCCUGCAGGUACCCGGAUAUGAUGGCCUCCUCUUCUGUCCCCGAAGCAAACUGUGCCGGGCUGCUCUGGGCCCCGAGGCCACCCCGCCGCCAUCUGGAAGUCCUUCGCCCCCCGGCCUGCUGCUCCAGCUGACCCUGGGGCUGGUGGGGCCUCCUGGUCACGCUCUGAGCAAGGGGCAAGAGCAGGAGCUGGCCCAGGCUGUGCUGCGGGACCUGCUGGGCAGAGCAGGCACCGGCAGGUGUCACUUUGGCAGCCCAGCGCUGACCCCCGGCCUGGUCUUCACCGUGCACGUGCGGGAGUCGCCCAACUGCCGCCUCCCGCCGGCCCGGGUGCUGCAUGGGGCCCUGAGCCGCUCCCUCCGGGACAGAGCCCUGAGCGUGGACUCCGCCGGGGCCAGCUACACCACCGACCGGUCCAGGUGGGAGUGAAUGAUGCUUGCCCAUCUAUGC
Molecule: messenger RNA, 2073 nt
Organism: Ornithorhynchus anatinus (platypus)
Lineage: Eukaryota; Metazoa; Chordata; Mammalia; Monotremata; Ornithorhynchidae
Gene: CIROP
Product: leishmanolysin like peptidase 2
Exons: 13
Coding region: 1-2052 (683 amino acids)
Biological process (GO): cell adhesion; proteolysis
Cellular component (GO): cytoplasm; membrane
Molecular function (GO): metalloendopeptidase activity
Source: RefSeq, a predicted model, not a curated record